CAAAGAGCCUAAUAGGUGUCCUUAAUUGCGCCUGUCCAAAAAUUGACUUGCUAACGUGUAGGGGGCGGGAUUUCCGGAAAUCGAGCGUCACUCAAGUGUUUUGAUGUCGAUUUGCUUCCAUAUGCAAAGAAGGACUUGACGACUUUAAAAGAUGAGUAUAGAAGUGGAGAGGAAGUUUGUGUGUGAUGCCAAAAGUCUCAAAGUCCUGGAGGAAAUUGGAGUUUGUGCCGGUCAGUGCCAAUUCCAGGACCGGUACUUUGACACCCCACAAUUUGACCUGACUUUGAGAGACUUCUGGCUGCGUCAACGCAAAGGAUGCUGGGAGCUCAAGUGUCCACUCGCACCGGUCAAAGGGGCAAGCGCGACUCCCGGAGAACCAUCCAGAGCAGACACACUUUGCACUCGCUAUAAAGAAAUCACUAACGUGGCCGAUAUUCAUCUGAAGCUAAAGGAAGUUCUUAAGGACAUUUUCAAAAAUGAAGAAAUCUUAAUGACUGAGAGCUGCCAGACAUUAAUUGACCACCAAAAUGAGUUUUGGGCGAGUGCUAUGAAUCUGGUAUGCUUUGCUGAAUUUACCACAGUGAGGCGAACUUUCACUUUCGAAGGCGAGGGUGUGCACGUAGAUCUAGACGAAGCGGAUUUUGGCUACAGUGUGGGAGAAAUCGAGGUCCUCCUACCAGAGGGAGGAGACAUGCAGGCGGCUCUGGACAAAAUUGAAAGAACCGCAAAGAAGCUUGGUGUGACCGGAGACCAGGGAGUUGAUGGGAAAAUGUCUGUUUACCUUCAAAGAAACUACCCAGCACACUAUGCCAGGCUAUUGAGUCAAAACAUUUUGUAAGACAACUUGCAAAGAUGACAAAUCUCUUUAGCCGUGCUGUUAUUUAUUUAGGGAAUGUAUCAUUUACGCGAAUAAGGCCAGUAGAUGAUUUUCUCACGUUUUUGGUAUUGUCGCAAACACUGUAAAAAAAACAACAACCUAAUACUGACUGCAUUUCCAUCCACAAAUAAAAUGAUAUCGUGCACAUCGAACUGUACUGUAGAAUAACUUUGUUUUUGUGAAGUGUUGAUUAAGAAAAAUAAACCCAAAUACUUUGUGAAUUCACUGGGUAAGCAAAUAAAUAAAAUAU
Molecule: messenger RNA, 1127 nt
Organism: Corythoichthys intestinalis (scribbled pipefish)
Lineage: Eukaryota; Metazoa; Chordata; Actinopteri; Syngnathiformes; Syngnathidae
Gene: thtpa
Product: thiamine triphosphatase
Exons: 4
Coding region: 152-838 (228 amino acids)
Biological process (GO): thiamine diphosphate metabolic process; dephosphorylation
Molecular function (GO): thiamine triphosphate phosphatase activity; magnesium ion binding
Source: RefSeq, a predicted model, not a curated record